Molecule: messenger RNA, 1706 nt
Organism: Bursaphelenchus okinawaensis
Lineage: Eukaryota; Metazoa; Nematoda; Chromadorea; Rhabditida; Aphelenchoididae
Source: the annotation of a GenBank genome assembly
AUGCUGUCACGACUAGCGAUGUUUGGCGGACGUGUGGCUGUACCGUCCGUGGCCAGAAACUUUCAUGUUUCCGCGAAACAAGCAGCUCGAUUUGAAGGUAACAGAUUCACUCAAUACGUAAGUGUUUAUUAUUGUUUUUUUUUGAAGUUUAGGUAAUAUGUUGCAUUGUAUUGCUUGGCAAUGCUUAAAGGAAUGUUGUACGAACCUUUACAACAAGUUUUAGCAAUUAUUUUUGGCGUUUUUGAGUUGAUUUAAAAUUUUUGGCCUUGGCUCCUUGGAGAAUAUCGAAAAAAUGACUUUUUGUUACUCAAAUCUGCUUCUAAACUUAUUUCGUUAUAAUAUGAGUUGUAAUAUGCUUAUUUCUUACUGUUUUUAGACAUUUGGCACAAAGACAAAGGCUGGGCCAACUCUUCGUGAACGUCUUUUGGGACCUACUACUGGCAAACGUAAGAUAACAUUUUUAGACAGGUUUUCUUUGAUUUUUAGGUUUUUAAUGCUAAAUAUAGUUGAAAAAGGUCGCUAAUAUUGUUUCUUUUAGCAUUUUUGUAUGGCACAUAUGCAAUUGCUGGCGCUUCAGUUUUCGGAGUUGGUAUGUUGUGCUACUAUGGAGCUGGAAUGUCCAAGGGCCUGAGCGCCAUGGAUCGUGCUGCGUAAGUGUUUUGAUUAAAUUUAUAUGUUUAGGAGGAGUAAUAGGCUUAGGCUGAUGAUGUUGUUUUUAUUCUAUGGCCCAUAAGAGUUUUAGUUUAGAGGUAUGAAUGCUAUCGACAUUUAGGUCAUGAGUAAUAUAGAAUUUUUCAAAGAAGUUUUGUUUUCACUGUUAUUUUGGAGGUUAGGGAAAUAGUAGAAGUUAAAUUUUGUUUUAAUUUUAAACAUUUAAAUUUUAGUCUUUGGCCAGAACAUGUCCGACAACGACUCCAAACCACAUACGCUUACUUAGCCGGAAGUUUGGCUCUAACGGCUGCAGCAGGCGUCGCCGCAGCCAGAACUCCUGCCAUUUUAGCCCUGACCUCAGGCGGUGGGCUCCUCGUCUUUGCUGGCAGUAUGGCCGCGAUCAUUGGCACAGGAAUGUUGGUGAGGAGCAUCGACUACGACAACAACAAGAUGGCCAAGAUCCUGAUGUGGGCUGCUCAUUGCGGAGUGAUGGGGGCUGUAUUGGCACCACUUUGCUUUGCCGGAGGACCAGUGUUGAUGAGAGCAGCGUGGUACACGGCUGGACUGGUUGGAGGACUCUCGGCUACGGCUAUGUUUGCUCCAUCAGAGAAGUUUUUGAUGUGGUCUGGACCGUUGGCAAUGGGAUUAGGAGUAGUUUUUGUGGCUAACAUUGGAAGCUUGUUCUUCCCGGCUAACACCGCACUUGGGGCUGGUAGGUUAAUAUUUUUUUGAAUAAUGUGUUGAUAGACUUUUUAAAAUGUUACCUAAAUUCUAAUAAUCUUGCUUUAGGCUUGGCCUCAAUUGUUGUCUACGGCGGUCUGAUCCUCUUCUCAAUGUUUCUUCUCUACGACACCCAGAGGAUCAUCAAAAAAGCCGAAUUUCAACCGUUUGGCGGAGUUCAGACCUACUACAAUCAGUACGGACAACCGGUUCAGGAAGUCCGAACUGGAGGCUACGAUCCAAUCAACGCUCAGCUCUCAUUAUACAUGGAUAUCCUGAACAUUUUCAUUCGCAUGGUCAUGAUCACGGGCGGCGGUAACCAGAGAAGAAAGUAA